AUGGCUGCUGCGAAGCUUGAAGCGAUUGUUUGCCAUGAACAUGAUGAUGAUGAUGAAUCAUCAGAGCUGAAUGGAGGUAUAAGCGUCGUCUAUCAACUUCUCGAUCAAAUCCACCACAACCACGUUGACAAGAGUUCCGAACGUAGAGGCUUGAGUGAAAGGUUUCUGAGAUGGAGACGGAGAUAUCUUCCUGUUGAUGGAGACAACAGACGUGACCACGGUACGGUGAAACAGUCAGGACCGCUUGUGUCUGGAACAGCUUACUGCAUCUCUUCCUGCAGCAUGAUCAUCAUGAACAAAAUCGUUCUCUCUAGCUAUAACUUCAACGCAGGAAUCUCUUUGAUGUUGUAUCAAAACUUAAUCAGCUGUUUGGUGGUAGCUGUACUAGAUUUCUCUGGAGUGGUUUCUGUGGAAAGGUUUAACUGGAAGUUGAUUAGAGUGUGGAUGCCUGUCAAUGUUAUCUUUGUUGGCAUGCUGGUCUCGGGGAUGUACAGUUUGAGAUACAUUAACGUUGCUAUGGUGACUAUUCUGAAGAACGCAACGAAUAUAAUUACGGCGAUAGGGGAAUUAUACAUGUUCCGGAAAAGGCAGAACAACAAGGUUUGGGCUGCAAUGUUCAUGAUGAUCAUCUCUGCAAUCAGCGGAGGCAUCACGGAUCUCACUUUCAACGCAGUAGGGUACACGUGGCAGGCUGCCAACUGCAUUCUAACCGCAAGUUAUUCACUUACUCUGCGUCGAGUGAUGGACAAAGCAAAACAGUCAACAAAAUCCGGGUCCCUUAAUGAGGUGUCAAUGGUGCUUCUGAAUAAUCUCUUGUCAAUACCUUUUGGCAUCAUCUUGAUCAUCUUAAUGGGUGAAUGGAGAUACGUAAUAAGCACGGAUGUAACAAAAGAUGCAAUGUUUUGGGUAGUUGCAACAGGGAGCGGCUUCCUAGGUCUGGCCAUUAGCUUCACUUCAAUGUGGUUCUUGCAUCAAACCGGACCCACAACAUACAGUCUGGUGGGUUCACUGAACAAGGUUCCAAUAUCACUUUCCGGUCUUGUACUCUUCGAUGUCCCUCUCAGUCUCCCAAAUUUGUUCAGCAUACUUUUUGGUUUAUUUGCCGGAGUGUUCUUUGCCAGAGCUAAAAUGUCAUAA
Messenger RNA from Microthlaspi erraticum, 1137 nucleotides. NCBI's taxonomy places the organism in Eukaryota, Viridiplantae, Streptophyta, Magnoliopsida, Brassicales, Brassicaceae. The record is from the annotation of a GenBank genome assembly.